CAAAUAAUUUUAAAUCUUUAAAUUAUGAGCAAAAAGGAUAAAGAUUAUACAGGGUAAUUUGUUAUUUAUAUAAAUUCAAUUUAGAUUUCCUGGUGAUUGCAAUCAAACUUAACUUAAGGCUUUGGCUGAUUUUAGAAACAUUGUAAAUAACAUGGGAUUAAGCGAUAAAAUUUAUGAUGAUCCAUAUCUCUUGAGGUUUUUAAGGGCAAGAAAAUUUGAUAUUGCCAAAACUCAACUCAUGUUUAAUGAUUUUAUUAAAUGGCGUAAAGAACACGAUGUUGAUAACAUUAUGGUAAUAUUUAAAUUAACUUAGACUUAUAUGUUUGAAGAAUUACCAUAAGUAAGAACCCACUAUCCUCAUGGCUAUCACAAAACAGAUAAAAUGGUNUAGUACCAUAUUUUUCAUGGUAACAUUCUCAUGCUCUUCACCAUGCUAAGACAAAUCAUUUAACAGAAGGCGAAACACACAAUCCAGUCAUUAUUGAUUCAAAGAUGGGGAAAAUAUAUUAAAAAAUGAAGGAUAUAUUGGGAGUGGAAUCUUUUGCUUGUGUUUAGAUAUUCAACAUAGCAGUAUUGGGAUGGCCUCUUUAUCUGUUACUUGGUGUUACAGGAGGAUCAGCAAGAGGAUUUACUAGUCAUUUUAUUGUACCAAAUAAGUUGUUCCCACCAAAAAUGUUAGUUAAAGUUACUGCUUCAAAUAUUGGAUUGUGUUUAGUUAUUUAUGGACUUUAUAAAUGGUAUUAAGCAACAUCAUUUGCUGAAGUUAUGGCUUUAUAUAUUGGUCCUUAUUUAGUUGUAAACAUGUGGUUAACUAUUAUCACAUUUUUGUAACACACAGAUGCAGAUGUCCCUCAUUAUGAUGAAACCGCCUGGACAUGGUUAAAAGGUUCUUUUAUAAAUUUAUUUUAGGUGCCUUGUGUACUAUUGACAGAAAUUACCCAUUGUGGAUUGAUUCUUUACAUUUCGAAAUUGGUACUACUCAUGUAGUUCAUCAUGUCUUUUCAGAAUUACCUCAUUACAAUGCAAGGGUAAUUUUUGAUCUUAAUGAAUUUACAGGAAGCCAAUGUUUAUGUUAAAUAAGUUAUUGGUGAUUUGUAUAAUCAAGAUGCCAAAAAAUUAUGGACAUCCCUUUACAAUUCUGCCAGUCUUGUUGGUGUAGAACACAAAGGAAAUGGAGUUUGGAAAUUUGCUAAGGCUUGAUUAUCAUAAAUUAUAUAUAUAUUUCCAUACAUAAAUUAAC
Molecule: messenger RNA, 1240 nt
Organism: Paramecium sonneborni
Lineage: Eukaryota; Ciliophora; Oligohymenophorea; Peniculida; Parameciidae
Source: the annotation of a GenBank genome assembly